Messenger RNA from Pomacea canaliculata, 4072 nucleotides. RefSeq lists its product as uncharacterized. The transcript is spliced from 3 exons. Lineage: Eukaryota; Metazoa; Mollusca; Gastropoda; Architaenioglossa; Ampullariidae. Bases 2297 to 3652 code for a protein of 451 amino acids. The record is from RefSeq and is a predicted model, not a curated record.
GACUGUAUGAGCAUGUACACAACCUGCCUUAACUGAACCAAAGAUACUGAAUACAACAGUAUCUUUCAACUGAAACAGAAUGUCUGCAGAAAGAAAAGAAAUCCUUAAAAAAAAUUAAUGAACUCGAGCAUAGCUACGAUAACUAUAUUUCACGAUUGUCUCUUCGUGUGUAUAUGUGUUACAUAUUUCUGACGCCAUUGUCUAUGACCGGAGGGUGCAAGUCUAUCUUCGUGCAGGGACAACCCAGGCAAUAACGAUCGAUGAAAGUUUUCAAAUUUCCCCCUCACCCCCUCGCAGAGCGUCUUCAAGAAAAGCUCAAGCAAAAGCCAGGAAAAGGAAGCCGGGAGUGCUGUUCAUAAUUUGCAGACAUCUACGUCAGCGAGCGAAAAUCAAUGGCAAAGGGAAAUGGGGAGGGGUAUGUUGGGGAGGGGGGGGCAAUGCAUGCAGAAUUUCUCUGUCGUCCUUGCCCGCCCCCAUCUUCUCAACCUCCUUCCCUCAAUCUGCCCGUUCCUUUCGCACGCGUCCUCAAAUCGAUCUCCGCCGCGAACAUGACAUUCAUCGAGAAAAGGCUCGUGCCGCGCCCGCGCCGUCUCCUUUCCUUCGCCUCACCCUUCUAACCCCCUUCCCCGACCUCUCUGUUUUCCUCCUGCCAGCAACUGCAGAGCGAGAUGUGGGGGGGGGGUAGGGAGGAUGGGACACUACUGUGGCAGCCGAUGACCACCGCGCCGUCUGCUGGUGACCUCCGAGCGAUGUGAGUCGCAGAGGUGCUAGUCUCGUCUGCUGCAAACGUCACAACAGCAAUCAGUGUUGGUACGUCACUAUACGUCAUCCAGACAUAUCGCCGAGAGACGAGGAAGCCCUCGGAUUGAUGUGCACAGAAAGAUCGAGGCUGCACCACUCCCUCCGUGAUCGCCUUGCCCGCCCUCCGUGUCGACGACACCAUCUCAGAUGCCAGACCACUCACCGACCCUCUCGUCUCUUCCUUUGUCCAUGGCGUGAGUAACACAAGUCAGCACUAAAGAAAGGAAAGCAAUGCUUGCAUGCAUUUUAGGUUCGCAGUGCCCUGGCGCAGGAGACUUUCUUGCACUCCAGAAGGACGGUGACCUUCGUAUGCCGGCUUGAUGGAUGUCACAAAGUUUUUCUCUGAGGUUAGGGACCGUGUGGGCGGCGUUGUAGCCUUAUUGUGAUGUGAGGCUAACACGAGCAGUGAUUUUGCAGUGCGCUUAGAUCGUUUUCACAGCACAACAGCUUUUGAUGAGCGGGAUUUUAGCGAUCCUGUUUUGAUUGCUGUUUAUAGUAGAAGUAUUCAGUGUGUCACGUGCUCACAGUCCGACAUAACUGCCGUUUGUGACGUUGCUCCAACAUUCACAUAGGUAUUAUGUUGAUAACUGCUCGCUAACAACGUCGCCAGGCACAUCUAACCCAUCAAUUCUUUGUGGAUAUAUAAUAUCAUAGAAUAGCCACGACCCGAUAAGCUGAUGGAGUGUACGGCAAUCGCUUUGUGAUGUUGUUUAGUCUUGAACAAAAUAAAAGAGAGAAAUAAAUAAAUAAAAGUUUGGGAUAAGUUAUUGAACCUAGAUUUGGACGGGACCACACCGCCCUCUUUUGCCAGGCAGCAUAUACUAAUGAAUGCAGGAUCGAUCAUAAACUGGUGGAAGUUGAAAACAAAAGUGAGUGAAAAUGUAAGAAUCUGAACACCUCAUUGCGUGUUUGGUGACAAACGACUUUAAAUUUCCAUCAAAACGAAUACAACACAUCUACUUCCCAUUUGCCCGAAAACUACGGCGCUGACUCGGAAAUGUGUAAGUCAUUGUUCUCAGCACUAAAGUAAACAAACCACGUGGCGCGGGGUGACUCGUACUGCUAGACACCACAUACUGAAGACACAUGCAUUUCGCUCCCCUGUGGAUGCUUUUUCUCCCCUAAGCCAUCGUUUUUGUUUGUCUGUUUUCUGCUCACUGACGGCCGCAAGAAAUUGCGCUGGGUGUGAUAAAAGGUUUAUUUGGACAUUUAAAUGGAUUACAACGCGGACUUCUGACCUGCCAACCUGUGUAUGUGGUAUUCGCGCAGAGCUCAAUGCCAUGUUGUCAUGGACAUUAUCAUCUUUUGCACUGGUGCGAUUUUAGCAGAGCAGGUGACGACCGUGAUGUGACAGUGACACGACCUUAUCGAUAUAAAUGUGGAUAUUGUUCUCAUUUGAAGAUGACCGUUGACAAAGCUCAAAUGAUCACGUGGUCUUUGGUGUGGCAUCAUCGGUGACGCUAGCUCUCACCUGGAGCGCCUCUCCGCGCGUCGGAUGCGACGCUUGACGUCAGCGACGCCUGCAGCAGGUGCCAGCAUGAUGCGCGAACUGAGCCGCUCGUCCGACAGCAGUCGCACCAACAGUCGCGAGAUGCUGGAGGUGGUGCUGCACAAGAAGGACGACGACGAGCGUCUUACUCCUCACCAUCACCACCACCACCAGCACCACAUGCAGCAGCUGCACCAGCUGCGCAGCACGGACAGCGGCACGCGCCUGUCGCCCAUGCUGCUGCGCACUCCUCACUUGCAGCAGAACAACAACUUGGGCGACUUCAGCCGCGGGCCCUCCAGCUUCUCGCGGAAAAGCCUCUCGCGACAGUCCCUCGACAGCAACUCACACAUCAGCGACGUCUGCGACGACCGAGAGAACCACCAGCAUCACCACCAGCCCCACGAAGACGGCGCUGGUUGCGCAUGCGCAUCCGGUACGGGCAUCUUCCUGCACAGUUUGGGGCUACUGGCAGUGGCCUCCCUUGUCCUGAGCGCCAUGUCGCUGCUGCUGCUGUCUGCCGUCUCGCAGGCAGUGGACACCGGCCACUCUAACCAUCACCACAGUCUAGGGGCCACAAGGAAUCCGAGCCCCAGCGACGACUCCGCCAAACGGGAGCCGCCGGAAUCCUACAAAAUCGCCACCUCGUCUUCCGGAAGUGACGCUAAAAUCAGCAGCACCAGCAGCAAGAGCCAGGGCGUGGGCAAAGGCUGGGGGGCCGCUGAAGGGUUCACAUUGACGGGACAAACACUGGCCACCACUGCUGACCAGAGCCCGGAUCUCGAAACCAGGAAGGCCUUGGGGCGAUUUGCCGGAACUCAGAGCCUAAUAGAGGCCGCGGUUGCCAUGACGACGCUGGUUGUGGUGGCUAACCUGUGCUGCCUGAUGGUGUGCUGUAUGCAGUGCUUCUUCGCUGCCAAACUCCUCAAAACGUACGAAGGCGAGGCGAGGUCCGCCAAGUACCUGAGGGAGUGCUCCAGCAGCCGCUUCAUCGCCGUCAUGGGUUUCUUCCUGUCCAUCCCGGCAUUUCUCGUCGCACUUGUUCUGGCUUGCAUGCUACAUCUGCCGGCGGGUCCCGCCCUCACGACGGGUGUCAUGCUCGGGGUAGGCGUCCUCUUCUGCGUGUUGAGCGUCAUGCAGAACGUGUACCACUGGCGGGUGGAGAAGAGUCAGGCAGACGAGGGUGUACCGGUCUAUCACAGCCGCGCGCCGCCACCCAGCCGUCAAGGGGGAGGACUGGUGCCGCCCUUGCCUCCACUGACGCCCUCCCAGCCUCACUCCCAUCAGCACCACCAUCACCAUCAUGCAGACCACGGUGACUUGAACUCUGCUCAGCAGAAUGAACUGUCAACACUUGUCUGAUUUUUGUUACCUGUCUUUAGGGUCAAGGUGAACUUGUCGCCAGGGUAAAGUUUAACUUUUGCUACUAGUGUUUCUAUACCUGACGAUGGACAGGUGUUACUCGUGUUACUGCUGCGUCAUUAACAAAGAUGAUAAUAAUUGUCAAUAGUGUACAUAAUGCUGAGAGGUCAAUAAGUAUAUAGUUGUUUUAUUUUUCAGUAAUUAAAAUACCUCACAGCAAACAUUGUCAUAGUGGCAUGGGUCACCGGUCAUUUCACCCCAGGUAGGACCAUUUCAUCCCAAGACCGAAAAGCCAAAUCGUCCCAGACCCAAAAGACGUAUGACACAAGUAUCUAUUAACAUCAAAUAUUACCAAAAGGGCCAUACAUUGUUACAACAAUAUGGGAAGAAAUGACCGGCCCCAAUGGCAUGUUUAACACA